AUGGUUUCAGCCUGCGACGAAGUCUUUGCCAUCCCAGAACUGGUUCAUAAACUGAUCAUAUACCUAACCCAGGCAGAACUCUCCAACCUCAUGCAGACCUCCCAUCGCCUCCACGCGUUCUGUCUCCCGUAUUUCUACCAAUACAUGGUCUGCCACACAGGAUAUCUACUCGACAGCCCCGACGCUCUCCAGGCCCUUGCCAGGAACGUUCAACACGUCCGCUCUCUCGAUACAGGAAGGACUUUCUCUGUCUACUACUUUAACGCCGUUCUUGCGUUCCACGAAAUGGCCUCGAGGUUGCUACUCAGUCGAGGCGGCGACGCAGCGUGUGCAUUUUCGUGUCCUCAGUGGGUUCCCCUGCCAGAUCCACGACCUUGCCUCUUGAUCCCGUUCCCGCCCAUGACGCGUCUUACGCGUCUAUCGGUCCAGAUUGGGCUGGAUUAUGUGCAGGAUGAGUUUGAGGGCGAGUGCUUCCUGGACAAGUAUGAGACCACCAACCAUGUCACACAGGUCUGCUGGAUCUUGCAUUUGAACCCGAACCUGGUCCAGGUCAGCAUUUUCGGGAUACCGGCAAACAACACCGGGGCGCUGUAUGUCUUGGCGAAGACUAUCUCCAAACUGAACAGACUGGAGAAAUUGGUUCUGGGUCUCAUAGGGAACAGGUUUUUGUGGACUCUGCUGACUUACUCAUUCUUCCUUGCCUGCCCGCGCUCGAUUCAGGCACUGGCGGUUGAGGUUGAGGUUGAGGGAUCGAAUGGCGACGAUUACGGCGAGGAUGAUUCGGAGUGCCCCAGCACCGCCUUACAAAAGAUUAUCUCUUGGGGUGUCGACCACAAAAGAGGACGGAAACUGGACAACUUGACGUCUCUGGCGCUCCAAGAAUUGGCGUACCUGACGACGGAGGAAGUCUGCGAGGUCUUUAGAGACUGCCCGAAUCUGCAACAUCUUAUGCUGCCGUUUAUGGGCACGAAGUUCGACCCUCUGAAGUCGACGGUCGACAUUGUCUCGGUCGGACGCACAAUUGGCAAGGGUUGUCCUAAGCUCACGGAGAUGAACUGCAAAGGCUUCGUGGAUGAUCGCCAGGAGAUGCUGGUGCUCGAGAUCAUGGAGUCGAUGGUGGCGGCGCCUGCGUUGGAGAAGUUUGUGGCAGUAGGGUAUUUUAAGAUCUCGAGCAGAUUAUCGGCGGCGUUCAGGAGACAUACGGCGGCGUUGUCUUGGGUGCAGUUUGAUUCCAACAAGGAGAUGGACACCCCGUUUAUUCAGCUCGUGUUGUUUGAGUGCCCCAACCUAGAAAGGUUUAUUCUUGGAGGCGGCGGUGCUUGGAGGACGGAUGGGCCCGUGUUGACGGUUUCAGAGGUCGUUGAGAGAAAGUGGGCGAGCUCGCGGAUCAAGGAACUCAACCUCCGGAUUUCGCUCGGCGACCUUGUUCGCUCUGUUCCUGCAUUGUCGUCUACUGAUGCUCAUGCUACUGCUGAGGCUGCCUAUUCUGCUGCUGGUUUCAGGGAGGAUGACAAAUCUCCAGAGCCCUAUUACCUUCGUCCUACACCUAUUCUUUUUACGGAUCAAGAACAAAGACAGAUGGCAGUCCUCGAAAAGUUCUACAAACAACUGGGCGUACAGACAGAGCUGGAAGUCUUGGAACUGUGGAGGAUCGAGCAUAACUCAUUGGGAUAUCUGACGUUCCCUGCACUGCAGUCCCUGGGCGACCCCGUUGCUGGUCGACCGGGGUUCUUGGACUUGUGGGGCGGGUUGAAGAAUUUGAGGUCGUUGCGUGGGUCUUUUAGUUCCUACUCGGAUGAGAAUAGGGUUGUUGUUGGGAUGAGGGAGGUUCAGUGGAUUGCGGACGCUUGGCCAAAGUUGGAGGAGGCGGAUUUCUGCCCUGAGGACCCCUUUGUUGAAGGGGAGUUCUUGCCGCACAUGAAGUGGUUGAAGGAGAUCAGGCCUGAGAUUGAUCUUUCUCCUUUUUAG
Molecule: messenger RNA, 1968 nt
Organism: Linnemannia hyalina
Lineage: Eukaryota; Fungi; Mortierellomycota; Mortierellomycetes; Mortierellales; Mortierellaceae
Source: the annotation of a GenBank genome assembly